Messenger RNA from Paramisgurnus dabryanus, 835 nucleotides. The record is from RefSeq and is a predicted model, not a curated record. Lineage: Eukaryota; Metazoa; Chordata; Actinopteri; Cypriniformes; Cobitidae.
CCAUUAUCCACAGUUGAUGGCGGUAAUGCUCUUUUAAGAAUACGAGCCGCCAAUAAGCUCAAAGAAGAAGAAGACGUCAUUGGUAGAAGCGGGAAAUGGAUGCGGCAGAAGUUGAGUUUCUCGCCGAGAAGGAGAUGGUCAAAAUUAUUCCCAACUUUAGUCUCGACAAAAUCUAUUUAAUCGGGGGGGAUCUGGGCCCGUUUAACCCGGGUUUGCCAGUGGAGGUCCCUGUGUGGCUGGCCCUUAAUCUCAAACAGAGACACAAAUGCAGGAUCGUACCUCCAGAAUGGAUGGAAACAAGCAAACUAGAGGAGAUCCGUGAACAGGAGCGAAAACUGGACACUUUCACUCCUAUACCGAGUCCAUAUUACAUGGAGCUUACCAAACUAUUACUCAACCAUGCUGCAGAUAACAUCCCCAGAGCUGAUGAGAUUCGCACGCUGGUAAAAGACAUCUGGGACACACGCGUGGCCAAAUUAAGACUCUCUGCUGACAGUUUUAUCAGCCAGCAGGAGGCUCAUGCGCAGCUGGAUAAUCUCACGCUGAUGGAGAUCAAUACCACACGCUCCUUUCUGCUGGACUCUCUGAACUACAUGUAUAAACUGCGUUCAAACAUGCAGCCGAGCAGAACUAAUGACUAUUGAUGCGAUCUCAUGCAAUGGACUGAUCUGUCCGCUUUAGCUUCAUGUGAUCAUGUUUUGAAGCUGAUCUAUGAACUGUCUGUAUCUUUAGGCCUUUCUAAAACAAUAUGAAAAUGUACAACUUUACUGAAAUUUAGCAGGCUAAUCUUAAACUAGUUUUUGCUUUGCAAGAUUAAAGUGGUUUGUUGAUUGUU